This is a messenger RNA of Didymodactylos carnosus, 660 nucleotides long. NCBI's taxonomy places the organism in Eukaryota, Metazoa, Rotifera, Eurotatoria, Philodinida, Philodinidae. The record is from the annotation of a GenBank genome assembly.
AUGAUACCUUUUUUUGGAUGCGCACUAGCUGGAAGUUUCCUUGCCUACCAAUUGCAGCAAUAUUUGAAGAAACGAUCUAUCGCAGCCGAACAAAAUGCAUGGAAUCAUGGAGGUAGUCGCACAAUCAAUCCUCCGCACAUUGCCACUGGUCCAUCGUUGAUCGGUAAAGUACAUUUGAAUCCAUUUCAGAAUCAUGGAUUAUCCAAGGAAGAGAAAACUAUCUCGGCGAGGAGAGCAUUACAAAUUGAUGAAAACGUGGCUAAUAUCGCUGUUUGUGGCAACAGUGGCACUGGAAAAUCGACAUUUAUCAACUGCAUUCGUGGUAUUCCAGAUAUUGAGAUGAGACCGAAUUUCCAGCAUGCUAUAGAAGGAGCGGCACCAGUUGGUAUUAUGGAAACAACAAAAAUGCGCAACCAAUAUAAAUCAUCAGAUGAUAGACUCUCAUUUUUGACUCUGUGGGAUUUACCAUCUGUGGGCGCAAUGUCAACUCCAAAUUCGAAUUAUUUUGAAGAUCAGAUGCUCUAUGCGUUCGAUUGCAUACUACUUCUAAAAGCUAACCGUUUCACUCAAUUCGAUAUUGACAUUUGUCGUCAGGCACUAGAAUAUAAUAUUCCACUGAUACUAGUUCUCAACAAGGGUGAUCAAGAUGUUGAAAGUUAA